Messenger RNA from Eimeria necatrix, 2124 nucleotides. RefSeq lists its product as hypothetical. The record is from RefSeq and is a predicted model, not a curated record. Lineage: Eukaryota; Apicomplexa; Conoidasida; Eucoccidiorida; Eimeriidae. The coding region runs from base 1 to 2124 and encodes 707 amino acids. The transcript is spliced from 2 exons.
AUGCUUUCCAAAAGGGUCCUUCUUGCUGCAGCAGCCUUCGCAGGCUGCUGCGCCCUUGCGGACCUGCCCCCGCGGGCAGCAGCGCAAGAAGCUGCUGCUGCAGAGGAGGGCUCUCCGCGUGGGUUUUACCCGUUUCUGGUGGUGCCGCUGACCAGCAGCAGCAGCAGCAGCAGCAGCAGCAGCAGCAGCAGCACGACCACCACCACCGCCAGCACCACCGCGAACGCGCGGCUGCUGCUGUGGCAGGAACAGGUGAAGGCGCAGCAGCAAAGCAGCAAAGAAAAGCUGCAAGCUUCUUACCAAGAGUUGGUGGCUCUUUGGAAAGAAGCAGCAGAAGCAGCAAAAAGGAGAUCGAGGCGGCAGCAGGAAGUUUCCAAGAUGAAUCAGCAAGACAUGCAAGACACCUGGGCUGCCUUCUCCCGCUGGCUGCAGCAGCUGCUCGCCCCGCAGCAGCACAGCAGCAGCAGCAGCAGCAGCAGCAGCAGCAGCCCGCUGCAGCAAGUCCUGCUGCAGGCCCAGCUCGCCCCUGCAGCAGACUCCCAAACUGUCGUUGUGGUCAUGGACGAGGCCCAGGCUCUCCUCGAGGCCCUCAACGCCAUGCAGCAGCAGCAGGACCAGCAGCAGCAGCAGGAACAGCAGCAGCAGCAGCAGGGACAGCAGCAGCAGCAGCAGGGCCAGCAGCAGCAGCAGCAGGGCCAGCAGCAGCAGCAGCAGGAGCAGGGCCAGCAGCAGCAGCAGGAGCAGGAGCAGCAGCAGCAGGAGCAGGGCCAGCAGCAGCAGGAGCAGCCCGCUGUUCCCGAGGAGCCCGAGCAGCAGCAGCAGCAGCAGGAGCAGCAGCAGCAGCAGGAGCAGCAGCAGCAGCAGGGCGCAGCUGAGGAGACGCCUGCUGUUGCGCCCCGUGAGGAGCUGGUGAGCAGCAGCGAAGCUGUCACUCUGGAGAUCCCAGUUGCUGCUGAGGAAGCAGAGCCGGAGCCUGCUGCUGCUGCUGCUGCUGCUGCUGCAGCAGCAGAAGAGGAAGCAGCAGCAGAGGAGCCCGCCGAGGCGGAGGCGCCCGCAGCCGCUGCUGCCGGCGAGGCCGCUGCAGCAGCAGCAGCAGCAGCAGCCCCCGAGGACGCGGAGGCCGCUGCUGCUGCUGCUGCUGCUGCUGCUGCUGCAGCAGCAACAGCAACAGCGCUGAACGAAAUCGAAACCAGCGACAGCAACACUGCGCAGCUUUCUGCUGAAGUCCUCGACUCGCUGCAGCGAGCUGACGCAAUGUAUGGAGAUCUUUAUGCAGCAAUUGAAGCAGCAGCAGCAGCAGCAAGUGAAGCAGCAGUUGCAGCAACUGCUGCUGCUGCUCGCAGCUCGCUGCGGGGCGCGGGGGCCCCCGGGGCCCCCGGGGCCCCCGGCUGCAGCAGCCCCGCGCAGCAGCUGCAGCAGCAGCUGCAGCAGCUCGAGCUGGACUUUGCUGCCAGCAACGCAGCCAGCGCUUCCUCCCUUGCUGCAGUGGAGAUCGCGGGGCUGCAGCAGCAGCAGCAGCAGCAGCAGCAGCAGCAGCAGCAGCAGCAGCACAGGCCCUGGCUCGAACAAGAAAGACAAAAAGUCCUCAAAGAGUGGCUGCUGCUCAUCAACAGCUACGAAGUCAAACUCUCUAUUGUUGCCAAAGCAGCAGCAGACUUGGGCAUUCCAACUAAACCCAAACCCCCCACGGGGGCCCCCGAGGGGCCCCACGGGGGGCCCCCCGAGGGGCCCCACGGGGGGCCCCCCGAGGGGCCCCACGGGGGGGCCCCCGAGGGGCCCCACGGGGGGGCCCCCGAGGGGCCCCAUGGGGGGGCCCCCACGAGGCCUCCCACGGAGCCGGAGGGGCCCCCCAGCGAGCCGGGCGUGAAGCCGCUGCCGCUGCCGCUGCAGCAGCAGCAGCAGCAGCAGCAGCUGCAGCAGCAGCAGCAGCAGCUGGAGCAGCAGCGGCUGCAGCAGCAGCUGCAGCUGCUCAUGCAGCAGCAGCUUCCCAUCCGAGCAGCAGCAGCAGCAGCAGCAAACGCGAAGCAAGAAGAACUCAUCCCUUUGCCGCUGCAGCUGACUAUUUCUCCCAAGCCAAUUCAGCUGCCCUUCAGCCUUCCCUACUACUUCUACCCCAAAAACUAA